UUUUCAAACGUCUGCAUCGACGGCGCCUGUAGAAAAGUCGCUGUGUUUCAAACCAAAUUUAACGUUCCCGAGCACAAAGCACUACGAAUUGCGGCCUUUCAGUCACCAGAGUUAGUGAAGUUGGCAAGCAAAAAAAUCAUAUUAAUUCUAACCGGCGAAAACAGCUGUAGCUCGGUGCCUGUGCGUGUGUGUGUGGGUGCGUCGUGUGUGUGAGGCAUCUCCGCUGAGCGUGCGUGUGUGUGUGUGUACGAAGUUCCAAUCAGAAGGCCAGGAUACCCAAACUUAUCUGUAAAAAUUUCUGAUUGAUCACAGGCAGUAAAUUUUGAAAUCAAAAAACUGGAGAAAAUGGAUCUGAACUUCGACGAACUGAAAAAGGAGGCCGCUGCCACCAACGAGGACAUCUUCAACCGGGCACAAAAGGCCUACGAGGACUCAGGACUUGGCGGCGAUGCUGGCAACGUAAGCGGUGGCGCCCAGGACGAUAAUGCCCACACGGAGCACUACUUUGCCAAUGAGCAAAAGAACAUGGACUUUGGCGAUCCGCAGGAGUUUGUCCAACGCCUUUCCGCCGGCGCCAAGGACGCCAAACUUGAUUUGGACGCCAAGUUUGCCCAGAAGACCGAUGAUUUCGAGGACUUUCUGCGCGAUGCCGGCAAGGAGGUGAAGCAGGGCAUCAGUGGACUGACCAACGACUUCAUGAAUGCCGAGCGGGGUUUCUCCUCUCCCCUGGCUCCAUUCUCGGAGACGGUAGCUCAAGCUCCGGUUAUUCCAGCACAAGCUCCAGCUGUUCCAGCACAUGCUCCGGCCGUUCCAGCUCCAGCGGCUCCAGCUCCUGCUGUCCCAGCACCGGCUCCUGUCGAGGAGGACCUCCUGGGCAGCUUCUCCGACCAGCCAUCGGCUCCACUCCAGGCCUUCCAGCCCACGGCACCGUCCACGGCCAAUUUCUAUGACGAUGAGGAGGAUGACUUCCUGGGCAAGCCGACCACUGCUGCCCCAGCUGCUCCUGCCGCUCCAGUAACCAAGUUCAACGAGGAUUCGGACACCGAAUCGCCGUCCGUCUCGUGCACACCAUCGCCGGCCAAGAAACCCAUUGUGGAUGCCCUCAAGGAUCAGGACAACGAGAAGUUCAUCUCGUCGGAGGAUCUGGUCAGCGAUUUCAAGGAGGAGCCACGCUCCGCACCAGCACCCAUACCAGCUCCCAUUCCCGUUGCUGCUCCUGCUGCUCUUGCUCCAGUGCCAGUAGUAGUACCAGUACCAGUACCAGUUGCCAAACCCCAGCCGGUUCCAGUGGCUGUACCCGUGACAACCGCUUUGAUAACCGAUCUGGAUGACGAGGAGGUGGUGUUCAAGCCCAGUGUCCAGGAGGCGCCCAAGGCACCCACCAUCACAGCACCCGUAAUCGAACCGAAACCGGAGGCACCCAAGCCCAAGGUGGAGCCGUCCAAGCCGAAGGUCGUACCAGCGCCAGUUGAAUCGACCCAGCCGCAGCCAAAGAUUGCGCCCGUCGAGGAGAUCUUCUGCAAAUACGGAUUGGAUGCCUGGUUUAAGCCCGAACGUUUGCACCCGCAAGUGGAAUCCCUUAUCUACUGGCGCGAUGUGAAGAAAUCCGGCAUCGUCUUCGGCGCUGGCCUGAUCACAUUGGUGGCCAUCUCCAGCUUCUCGGUGAUCAGCGUGUUCGCUUACUUGUCGCUCCUGACCCUCUUCGGCACCGUCGCCUUCAGAAUCUUCAAAUCUUUGACACAGGCCGUGCAAAAGACAAACGAGGGACACCCCUUCAAGGAAUACUUGGAGCUGGAUCUGACGCUGUCGCACGAAAAGGUGCAGAACAUUGCCGGCGUGGCUGUGGCACAUAUCAAUGGCUUCAUCUCCGAGCUGAGGCGUCUGUUUCUGGUUGAGGAUAUCAUCGAUUCGAUCAAGUUUGGCCUUCUUCUGUGGGCCUUCACCUUCGUGGGUGCCUGGUUCAAUGGCAUGACUCUGGUCAUCUUGGCCUUUGUCUCGCUGUUUACCUUGCCCAAGGUCUACGAGAACAACAAGCAAUCGAUCGACACCUACUUGGAUCUGGUGCGCAGCAAAUUGACAGAAGUCACCGACAAGAUCCGAGUAGCCAUCCCCAUCCCCAUUGGCAACAAGAAGCCCGUGGCCGCUGCCGAGUCUGAGAAGGACAAGUAAAGAGCCCGCACUAGCAUGAGAAACAACCACAAAUAAACAUGUUUAUUUAUUUAUUAAGCAUAAUUUGAAUGGUUUUAAUAUUCAUCCAGGCAUUAAAUAAAUAACAAGUCUAGCAGCAAUGUUUACAUAUUAAUUGUAUAAUUGCAAUCUACAUCAAUCGAUAAUUGUAAAUCAAAUUUGAAGAAACCGAAAACAACUUAUCAACCAACAACUCGUAGCAGUUUCAAACAUUGUCCAAGUGUCUUUAAGUUUUUAACGAACGAAACAUUAAAUAACAUAU
Molecule: messenger RNA, 2449 nt
Organism: Drosophila teissieri
Lineage: Eukaryota; Metazoa; Arthropoda; Insecta; Diptera; Drosophilidae
Gene: Rtnl1
Product: reticulon-1-A
Exons: 6
Coding region: 346-2169 (607 amino acids)
Source: RefSeq, a predicted model, not a curated record